This is a messenger RNA of Vairimorpha ceranae, 780 nucleotides long. RefSeq lists its product as hypothetical. The transcript has a single exon. The coding region runs from base 1 to 780 and encodes 259 amino acids. NCBI's taxonomy places the organism in Eukaryota, Fungi, Microsporidia, Nosematidae. The record is from RefSeq and is a predicted model, not a curated record.
AUGCAUGAAAAGGAAAUUUUCUCAAACGAUGAAAAUCUGAAAAUAUCAAAUUUUAAAAAUGCACAACAAAUAUUACAAUACAACUUAAAACUUAAAAAUUGUAAAUCCUUAAAGGAUUGUAUCUAUAGCCUGUAUGAUACUGUAAUUUAUAAUGCUAUCGAUGCAAAUUACAGAAGAAGAAUUUUGUACGAAUAUUGUAAAAAUGAAAAGAUUAAAAAAUAUCAUUCCUACGUUUUAUGUUUGAAUGAUGAUAUUAAAAAUUACGAAACAUUUUGUAAUAUUAUUACUGAUCAUUUUGACAAUUAUAACGAAUUAUACGAAAUUUAUGUAAAAAAUAGAAGUAGUCAUUUUGCUGUAUUUAAAAAUGAAUUUUAUAAUAAUAAUUAUAGUGUUUACACACCUAUAAAUAAAGUAGAAAAGCUUUCUUCUUUUACUUAUGAAUACUAUUACAUACUACUUAGAGAUUAUUCAAUGAAUUUAGGGAUUGAUAAUGUUGAAGACACUAUUCUUGAUUUUUAUUUUUUAUUACAAGAUUUAUAUUUUGAUGAGAAAAUCUUUUAUAAAAUGGAUUAUAAAGAUGUACAGAAUUUUAUAAAAGAUUCUACUAGUUAUAAAAUAAUAAUUAAAAGUGCAUACCAUCCCGAAGAUAUUUAUUAUUGUUUUAUGCAUAAUUUAGAAGAGAAGUUUAAUGAUAAGUCAAAUAUUACAGAACUUGAUAAGAGAUCUAUUGCAAGAUAUAAUAAAUUUAUAGAAGAAACUAAAGAAGAAGGAGAAAUAUAA